Raphanus sativus (radish) is the source of this 1689-nucleotide messenger RNA. Its product is annotated as shaggy-related protein kinase gamma. Gene Ontology annotation, molecular function: ATP binding; protein serine/threonine kinase activity. The record is from RefSeq and is a predicted model, not a curated record. NCBI's taxonomy places the organism in Eukaryota, Viridiplantae, Streptophyta, Magnoliopsida, Brassicales, Brassicaceae. The coding region runs from base 223 to 1455 and encodes 410 amino acids. The transcript is spliced from 12 exons. Gene Ontology annotation, biological process: protein phosphorylation; signal transduction. Gene Ontology annotation, cellular component: cytoplasm.
GCUUCCAUUUUUAUUCUUACAAAACUAUUAUCAUUCAGACCAAACUGAAAAAGGAGGAGAGAGAGAGAGAAAGGAGAGAGAGAGAGAGAGAGAGAGAGGGAUUCAUCAUCAACCCAUCUUCCCUCCUUCCUGUGGAUCUCAAGUUUCUGGGUUUCCCUGGGUUGAUCUGAUCAAGAUUCGAAGAGUGACAAAGGAAUAAUCUUUAUUUCUCCACAAAUUCUAAUGGCCACGGUGGGCGUAGAGCCUACUGCCGCGGUUAGAGAUUCUAAUGGAAACGUUGCUACUGAUGUUGAUAGAUUACCUGAAGAGAUGAAUCACAUGAAAAUUCAAGAUGAUAAAGAAAUGGAAGCUACAAUCGUAAACGGAAAUGUCACAGAGACAGGUCACAUAAUAGUUACUACAAUAGGUGGAAGAAAUGGCCAACCAAAGCAGACAAUCAGUUACAUGGCAGAGAGAGUUGUUGGACAUGGCUCCUUUGGCGUUGUCUUUCAAGCUAAAUGUUUGGAGACGGGAGAAACUGUAGCGAUAAAGAAAGUGUUGCAAGACCGGAGGUACAAGAACCGUGAGCUACAAACAAUGAGGCUACUCGACCAUCCAAACGUAGUCUCUUUGAAACACUGCUUCUUCUCAACAACCGAGAAAGACGAGCUUUACCUUAACUUGGUCCUUGAAUACGUUCCGGAAACAGUACACAGAGUUAUCAAACACUACAACAAACUUAACCAACGCAUGCCUAUCGUCUACGUCAAACUCUACACCUAUCAGAUAUUUAGGUCACUAGCCUACAUUCACCGUUGUAUUGGCGUGUGUCAUCGUGACAUAAAGCCUCAAAAUUUGUUGGUGAAUCCACACACUCAUCAAGUGAAGCUUUGUGAUUUUGGAAGUGCUAAAGUAUUGGUUAAAGGAGAGCCAAACAUUUCAUAUAUCUGCUCGAGGUAUUAUAGAGCACCUGAGCUUAUUUUUGGAGCAACUGAGUAUACUACAGCCAUUGAUGUCUGGUCUACAGGAUGUGUUCUCGCUGAGCUUCUUCUAGGACAGCCAUUGUUCCCUGGUGAGAGUGGCGUUGAUCAACUUGUAGAGAUCAUAAAGGUUUUGGGAACACCAACAAGAGAAGAAAUCAAAUGCAUGAACCCUAAUUACACUGAGUUCAAGUUCCCUCAGAUUAAAGCUCAUCCAUGGCAUAAGAUUUUCCACAAGAGGAUGCCUCCUGAAGCUGUUGAUUUGGUCUCAAGGCUUCUUCAGUAUUCUCCUAAUCUCCGUUGCUCUGCUCUUGAUGCAUUGGUCCACCCUUUCUUUGACGAGCUUAGAGAUCCGAAUGCAAGGUUGCCUAAUGGACGUUUCCUUCCACCACUAUUCAACUUCAAGCCUCAUGAGAUUAAAGGUGUGCCUGUGGAGAUGGUGGCUAGGUUAGUACCUGAACAUGCGAGGAAGCAGUGUCCAUGGCUCGGUUUAUGAUUUAUAUCUGUUGCUAUCUGCAAACACGAAAACUAGAAGAGGGGGAGAGUCCAAGAUAUUCAUUAUCUUCUCUGUUUUUGUUACUAUUAUUCAAUCUCAGUCCUGGUGAUUUUGUAACCCUUUUGUUUGUUAUAAUGAGUAGGGAGAGAGUGAAUUGUUGUGGGGGUGGGGUUAUGAUCUUGUAAAAGUCAACAAAGAAAUGUUUAAAAAAAAGAGUUUGGUGUUUUCUGUCUC